Molecule: messenger RNA, 3850 nt
Organism: Mytilus californianus (California mussel)
Lineage: Eukaryota; Metazoa; Mollusca; Bivalvia; Mytilida; Mytilidae
Exons: 4
Coding region: 115-579 (154 amino acids)
Source: RefSeq, a predicted model, not a curated record
UUGAACAUUGGCCUACCUGAGGGUUAAGUUACAUUUUAUAAAUAAAUAUUAGGUAAAAUCGAGUCAUAUUCUAAAACAAAAAAGUGCAUAAUGUGAACAUUAACGUCUUAAAACAUGGGAAUUGCUGAAAAGAUCGAACAGAUCUACCGGAUCAAAAGAUUAUUAUGGAGAGGAGGAGGAUCAAACGACGUCUCGACAACACUAGUCUCGACAACGACAGUUGUGCCUACGACUCCAGCAACCAACAAGACAAGCUUAGACAACGAAUUACCUAAUGAUGAGUUUACUGUAGAAUCAGAAGCAGGUGCUAUAGCCGGACUUAUAUUUGGUUUACUGAUAGUCAUUGGAAUGGUUGUACUUGCUUUGAUCAUGUUAAAGAGAAAAAGAGAUAACAACAGAGAAUAUCAGAAGCAAAUCAGAACCCAAAGAUCAACUAAACAUAACGCAGGUGUAUACAUGGACACCACGACGGAGGACCUUGUACCCGACCCUCGCAUUGUCAAAGGGACCACAGCUUACGCUGCGCUGAGUCGUGAGGAUAAGGACCUUUAUGAUUACGAGUCAGAUGAAGAAAUCUAAUAUAAUAUUCAUGAAAGCUUUUUGCAAUGAAUACACCUUAUCGCUAUUUGGAAAUCUGUUCCGCUUGACCCGAGAAACUGUUCCGCUUGAAAUUUUGACGUCAUACAACAAUCACUUUUCCGUUGUGGCGUCAGAUAUAUUCUAUUAUGAUGUCAAAAUUUUACGGGAACUUUUGUGAUGUCCAGUAAUGGCGGACAAAUAGCGAUAAGGUGUAUCGAAACUGUUUAGAUACAGAUUAUAGAAUGCAUGUUUUAACACUCUAAGUUUGCAGUUCGCUUGAAAGAAUUAAGCGUGUAUGUAUACACCAGGAGCGUAUUGGUAUUCCAUUUAUGAAGAGUGAAGGAUUGUGUGAAUGAUUGCUGUAUUUUUGAAAUCAAAGAUCAUAUCUAUUUGGAUUUUGAUCUACAAGAUAGGAUUUUUUAAACUACCAAAACUUUGAAUUCAUUAAUAUCAUUUUUAUAUGGGAAACAAAGGACAGUAAUUUGUAUGAAUGUGCUUGCUCAUUAUAUUGCAAUAUGAUAUGUAACGCAACUUUUAAUUGGAUGACGUCUGCCGUCAAUUCCACGACUGGAGUUUACGUUUCUUGGAAUAUUCAUAUGGUUAAUUAUGAACAUUUUACUAGUAGAGCAUUAGAAAAGGAAUACUAAUAUUGUGAUAUCUUGAUACUCUGUAGUUGCUUGUUUAUAUGCUUCAUAUAUGAUUUAUUUUUUUAGAGUUUUAAAAGUACUAAUUCAGUAAUGAGGGUCUGGAUAGUGUUAACAGAAUAGAGAAUAAUGGGCAAAAAUAGAUGAUAAUGGGCAAGAAAAUAAAUAUUAGAGAAUAAGGGGUGCUUAGACAUAAAGAAUAGAGAACACGGGAUGCUAAGAUAUAGAAUAGAAAAUAAUGGCCUAAAAAAUUAAAGAUAACAGAAUUGUCAUGUUAAUCGGAUUUGGGACAAGAGGGACAAGCUAUGGCUAUUUUUGCCAAUCUCACUUUUGUUUACCUCCUAAGAAAAAAAUGUAUCGUUAUAAAAAGUUUAGAAGUAUGAAAUUCCCUUUUCUUAUUGUUUUUUCAUAUUUUAUGGUUGAGUUAUAACCAUAACUCAAAUUCUGUUUAAUGCUGAAAAAAAUACCCCCCCCCCCCCCCUUCUUUUAAAAAUGUAAUUUCAGGGGAUGGCUUAACAUAUUUUGAUUUAUAAAAAAAACCUCUUCAAUUGUGCUACAAAAGCAAUGUUGACGAAUAUGUAAGAUUCAUGUCUGUUAUAUUUGUUUUAUUUUAAGUAUGAUAUUUUUUGUGAACUUUGUAUGUAUCAAUGAGAUAGCAUUUUUAAAUUUAGAAACUUUUACACGCAAAAAAAAAGAUGGUCAGCGAUUGUGAACUUUCUUUUAUUAUAUUAUCAUUAUGCUGCUCAUCAAUAUGUACCACUUUGGUCGAAAGGGAAUGUGUACCCCUCCGAUAACAAAAGAGUAAAUGGUUAUUUUGAAAGUGUAAUAAAAGUAUUGUGACUAUAACAGUCCAGUUUCCCUUUUCACCAAAUUCUUAACUAGAUUUGCAAUGCUCUGUCUUCAUUAACAAAGAGGCGGCCAAUUAGUACAAAAUGAUUCGUGUUUAAAUGUUGCAAUUGCGGGUUUAUUUUUUACGGAAAUAUUGUAUCUAAAGUUUCUAUAUUUGAAUUUUUUUAAUACUUUUUAUCUAUUCUUUAUUGUUUGAAAUAGCUAGGUUAAAAGUUUUUUAUUUACUUUAUUAUAUUUGCUGCUGAAAAUUAGAAUAUAAAAUUGUCAUAGAUUUAAUCUGUUUUAAGUACAUACUUUAUAGUGCAUCAUACAUACUAGAAUACGGAAAAAAAGAAUAGAUCCGCAUGUGUUUUUUUUAGAUAAAACAUUUGAAAAUUUUAAUUUUAGGUGCGGAAAGGAUGUCAUUGAAUUUCUGUAAAAUAAAAACUUUAGUAUGCAGGAAAUGAACGUUACACUUUCGAAAAAUUAAUCCUUACAGUUAGUGUGAAAAUAGGAUGGUUUAGUGGUUGGCGUAAAAAUAACUAUUGUCUUUUUUUAACACCAAUAAGAUUUCUUUAUUUCCAUCAAUUGGUUGUUACAAUAUCCUCAUCAAGUCCAAACUCCUUGUGAAGGAUAAAUAUGAUUUACAAUUCUAUUGUAAUAAUAAAUGAUAAAGCGUCAAUCUAAUAAAUGUUUUUUUUACAUUAACAAUAAAGUUAACUCCUUCCAACUUUCUAGUAUAUUGCAUUUUUUUGUAAAUUCCUUCGUCUGCUGAUCAGAUAAAUAGGAUAAUUUAUAAACUGAAUGACCAAUGAUAGUUAUAACAUAGUCAAAGCCAAACAGGUUUUUGUCUGAUAUUUAAUAGCAAAAAAAAAAAAAAAAAAACUAUUGUCAUUGAUUAUCUAUAAUAAGUAAUUCUCCAAGAGUAAUUUAAUUUCUGUAGCAGUCACAAUCAAUUAAUUUGAAAUAUCAUGAGAUGAUAUGAAAAUGGGGAUCAUUUUUUGUAUGUGUUUGUAUUUGUUCUGUUUCGUUUAAAACGAUGUAAGAACAAUUAAAACUAGCACAACAAUGUACUAACAACCACUUUGAUUACUUUGAAUGUUUGCAUAUUUGAAUAUAAUUUAUCAUAAUGAACUAGAAAAACUAGUAGUCCGAAACAAGAAAGUUGAUGCUCUGCAAAAAUUUCGUACCCUUACAAUUUCGUACCCUCUCUUUCGUACCUUGACAAAAACCAUUUCGUACCCUCCAUUUCGUACAUUGACAAAAACCAUUUCGUACCCUUACCAUUUCGUACCCUCCAUUUCGUACCUUGACAAAAACCGUUUCAUACCCUUACCAUUUCGUACCCUCCAUUUCGUACCUUGACAAAAAUCAUUUCGUACCUUGAUACAACUCAUUUCGUACCCUUAAGUUUCGUACCUUGACCAUUUCGUACCUCAUGGAAGAUUGAUAAGUAUGCCAUUUCGUACCUUAUGAAAGAUUUUUAUGUAUGCCAUUUUGUAACAUAUGUAAGAUUCAAUAUGAGAAAUAUUGAAUAAAUAUUGAACUAUGGUGUAUUAUGUACAAUGUUAAAUGUGUAAGGGUGGUUUUAAAUGAUGAUACACUUACAGUAAUGAUUAAACCGUUUGCUUAUUAUUACGUAUGUAUGUAUAUUUAUGAACCAAAAUAUACAGAAGGCUAUUUGAUUGUUAUGCUAAUAUAAUGAAAAUAAUUAGAUUUUAUAAGAUUUUAAAUUGUAUUUAUAUAUGUAAUUUAUAAAUCAAACAAAUUGGAUUGUGCAAUAAAGAAAAUAAGACACA